AUGACAUCUAUCUAUGACUUUGAGGUGAACGGGGCUGACCAAAAGCCCUACGAUCUCUCGCAGCAUAAGGGGCACCCCCUUUUGAUUUAUAAUGUGGCCAGUAAGUGUGGCUACACGAAGGGCGGAUAUGAGACAGCCACCACUCUAUACAACAAGUACAAGGAUAAGGGCUUUACCGUUCUUGCCUUCCCAUGUAAUCAAUUCGGUGGGCAGGAGCCAGGGACGGAGCAGGAGGUCAAGGAAUUUGUCUGCACGCGCUUCAAGGCAGAGUUCCCCAUUAUGGCGAAGAUCAACGUGAACGGCGACAAGGCACAUCCCUUGUAUGAGUUCAUGAAAAAGGUUAAGCCUGGUGUUCUCGGCACGAAGGCCAUUAAAUGGAAUUUUACAUCAUUCCUCAUCGACAAGAAUGGCAUUCCUGUGGAGCGCUUUNGCCUUCCCAUGUAA
Trypanosoma grayi is the source of this 444-nucleotide messenger RNA. Its product is annotated as glutathione peroxidase-like protein. NCBI's taxonomy places the organism in Eukaryota, Euglenozoa, Kinetoplastea, Trypanosomatida, Trypanosomatidae. Gene Ontology annotation, molecular function: glutathione peroxidase activity. The transcript has a single exon. Gene Ontology annotation, biological process: response to oxidative stress. The coding region runs from base 1 to 444 and encodes 147 amino acids. The record is from RefSeq and is a predicted model, not a curated record.